Nezara viridula (southern green stink bug) is the source of this 1393-nucleotide messenger RNA. NCBI's taxonomy places the organism in Eukaryota, Metazoa, Arthropoda, Insecta, Hemiptera, Pentatomidae. The record is from the annotation of a GenBank genome assembly.
AAACCUUCUAUUCAGUUCAAUCGGUAACUUUCACGGUUUUCCUUUUUUUCAUUUCUUUAAUUCCUAGAAAUUAUCGAGCUUCACAACGUACAUUCUUAAGAUCCAUUAUGCACCAAUCCACAUUAUUAAUUUCUACAAGUUAAGGGAAAUCAUCUACCGCUAUCCUUAUAAAUGACUUUUAUUUCGAUAAUCAAAAUGAUACUUCAUUACGGAAAAUCAAACUUGAAAUGAUUAAAUUCACAUAUGCAUAUGGUCAUAUGUUUUGAUAACUUUUUGAUAGGAAAAUCUAGUUUAUUGAGGCAUGUUACGGAACCUGAGGAUCAACUAUCGAUCAUGGAUGAAUGUGCCAAUUCGAGGCAUAAAAAUGCCAGCGAUAAUCAGCAAGCUGAUGAAAAAAGACAAAGGAGGAGGAGGAGAAAAAGGAUCCCCUGGCAAACCACCUCCAUUUGAAAGUGAUAAAUGUGUCUCAAUAUUUCGUUAUGAUCCUGAAGAAUGCGAACCUCCUUACAUCCAGCAAUACGAAAUAGAUACAAAAGAAUCAGGUCAUGUAGUCCUUGAUAUUCUACUUUAUAUAAAGAACGAAAUAGACCCAACCUUGACAUUUAGAAGGUCUUGCAGAGAAGGAAUUUGUGGAUCAUGUGCCAUGAAUAUUAACGGAAAAAAUGGUUUGGCCUGCAUCAAAUCAGCACCUCCAGGGGACCUGAUAAUCUACCCACUGCCUCACCUCUACGUUGUUAAGGACCUCGUCACAGAUCUAACCAACUUCUACAGGCAAUAUAAAGAGAUCCAACCCUGGCUUCAGAGGAAGGACGAGAAAGAAUUCUGUGAAGGCACCAGGCAGUUGAAGCAGAGUAUCAGAGACAGGGAUAAAAUUGAGGGGAUGUACGAAUGCGUUUUGUGUGCUUGCUGCUCGACUUCAUGCCCCGCCUACUGGUGGCACGGAAACCAAGACGAUAGAUUUCUCGGCCCAGCAGCUCUGCUUCAUGCAUACCGUUGGAUUAUUGAUUCAAGGGACGAAUUCCACUGCCAACGAUUGGAAAAACUGAAGUCAAUGUGGAAUCUCUACAGAUGUCACACAAUCUUCAACUGUACUACAGCAUGCCCAAAGCACCUGAACCCAGGCAAACUGAUAUCCAAGCUAAAGCUGAUGGCUUGUGACAAGUUGAUCAAGGAGAUACCGGACGUGGAGCAAGACAACGAACUGUAUGAUGCAGACGAGACAGCUAGAAAGACAGCAGCAGCGGGACCUCCAAAACCUAAAGAAAAGAAGAAGUAGAAUACUUCAAUAAUUUUUAAAAAAAGAAAUAAACUGCUAGCCUGACAUAGCUUUUAUGAUCGAUUUGUGUCUUGGGUUUAAUUCAUGAGAAUAUAUAUAUUACAUCUAUAAUACCAG